UCCAGCAGGAAGGCGACUAGUAUCUUUCUGCGCUUGCGCCGCAAGGAAACGUCACUUCCGCCUCUGCGCGCACCCAGCCUGAACCUGCGGGUCCCUGCUGGACUGUCACCAUGAAGUUCAACCCGUUCGUGACCUCGGACCGCAGCAAAAACCGCAAACGCCACUUCAAUGCCCCCUCGCACGUGCGCCGGAAGAUCAUGUCUUCCCCUCUUUCCAAGGAGCUGCGGCAGAAAUACAACGUCCGCUCCAUGCCCAUCCGCAAGGACGAUGAGGUCCAGGUGGUUCGAGGACACUACAAAGGUCAGCAGAUCGGCAAGGUAGUUCAGGUGUACAGAAAGAAAUACGUCAUCUACAUUGAGCGGGUACAGCGUGAGAAGGCUAAUGGCACGACUGUCCACGUGGGCAUUCACCCAAGCAAGGUGGUUAUCACCAGGCUAAAACUGGACAAAGACAGAAAAAAAAUUCUUGAACGCAAAGCCAAGUCUCGACAAGUUGGAAAAGAGAAAGGCAAAUACAAGGAAGAGCUCUUGGAGAAAAUGCAGGAGUGAACAUAACCUGUCCUGCAGUUAUGGUUUAACUGGAGAUGGCUAGCUUAGCCCGUGCUUCUCUGGAACUUCUCAAGAUAUCUCUGGAAUGUUUUAUUGCCUUCCUGUUUUGUUGUUGAUAUCUGGCUCUGUAAAUCUAUUUUUGCAAUUUUGAUUAAUAAUUUUAUGAAUAAAAUUGGAGCUAUUUCCCAAC
Molecule: messenger RNA, 738 nt
Organism: Chinchilla lanigera (long-tailed chinchilla)
Lineage: Eukaryota; Metazoa; Chordata; Mammalia; Rodentia; Chinchillidae
Gene: Rpl26l1
Product: ribosomal protein L26-like 1
Exons: 4
Coding region: 111-548 (145 amino acids)
Biological process (GO): cytoplasmic translation; ribosomal large subunit biogenesis
Cellular component (GO): cytosolic large ribosomal subunit; ribosome
Molecular function (GO): RNA binding; structural constituent of ribosome
Source: RefSeq, a predicted model, not a curated record